CAAAACAGAGUUUAGCUCCUGAGAAAUGCAUUUGGAAGAAAAGAUUUGGAAUGUUGUUUCCAGUUUUCCAACCAUUCCAUAACAGAAAAGAUGUGAAUCUGGGUACUUACCAAGUUUGGAACUCUCAAGUCUUGUCCUUGCUAACUUUUCAGGUCCUGAUUAUUCAGUGAACUAAAGGGCUAUUUGGAACGAAUCCUCCUUUCUGUCCCAUUUCAUGCCUCCCGCAGGUCGUGUCUUGUCGCGUGGUGGGCGAGGCCAUUCAGUUCCUGGUCCGCGCGGGGCCCACAUCCCCCGAAGACACGGGGCACCAGAUGUACGGCGCACGGCUCUCCCCGUUUCACCUACAGCUGGAGCUCCACAUGACAGAGAAGAGAGAGGACAUCCAGAUCAAGUGGUCCUUCGCCAGCGCUCCGGAGACGGCCAUUACGGUCCAGCCCAAAGCAGUGGUGGAGGACCGGGUGGCGGAGACCGAUGCCGUGUCUGAAACCCUCAAGGAUAUCUUGAAGCGCCUGGUUAGUGCUGCCUCCCCGUCAGUCGUUCUGAGCACCAAGCCUGUGGACGUGAGGGACGUUCAGAAUCUACAACGCACUUCAUCUACUCCUCAGGAAUCCUGCCCUCCCAAACCUCCAAGGGCUCACGAACUCAGAUUAUUGGUGAAGAACAUCCGAGCCUCGCUGCUAAGUGAUCCUGGGGCUUCAGGCAACAUUAACCCACAGUGUAUGGUUCGGCUGAACGAUCCCAUUCAGAAGUUCAGCGCCCUCGCGACAAACACCACCGACCUCAGCUGGGAAGAAGAAUUCACCUUUGAGCUGAAUGCCAAGUCGAAGGAGUUGCACCUGCAGAUUUCAGGGGAUGAGCAAUCCUCGGAAGCUCUGUUGGCAAUGACAACCAUUCCUUUGGACUUAUUCAAGAAGCAGCCUUCUGGGCCCCAGAGCUUCACGUUGACCGGCGGGUCCUCCUUCGGCAGCUCUGUGCUGGGUUCGGUCACUGCAGAGUUUUCUUACUUAGAACCCGGUGAAGUGAAAUCCUGGCAGACCCCGCCACCUGCUCCUGCUGCAAAGGUAGAAAAAGACCGCACGGUGAUGCCAUGUGGGACCGUGGUCACUACUGUCACUGCUGUGAAAACCAAGCCUCGCUUCGACACGGGGAGGGCGUCCCCGCUGAGCUGUGAGUCUCCCCUGAAGACGCCUGUCAAGGUGAAGGUGAUCGAGAAGGACAUCUCUGUCCAAGCCAUCUCCUGCCACGGGGCUCCUGUCAGUAAGACCUUCUCUUCUUCGGACACAGAGCUGCUGGUGCUGAACGGCUCGGAUCCCGUGGCAGAAGUCGCCAUCCGCCAGCUCAGCGAGUCCUCAAAGCUGAAGGUCAAGUCACCGCGGAAGAAGAGCACCAUCAUCAUAUCAGGGAUCUCCAAGACCUCACUAUCUCAGGACAAUGCCGCUGCCCUAAUGCUGGACUACUCGGCCUCCGUGGACGGUGCCCACCAGGAGGACACCCCGUCCCUCGUGGGGGCGGCCGCCACUCCUGCCCCCCGCGAGGACGAGGCCUCAGCCCCUGCCCCGCCGGCCCCGGAGCCCCAGGAGAGCGAGCUAGACUCGUGGGACUUGGACAAGGAGUCACAGGCCUCGGCAUGGGGCAGCCAGGCCCCGCUGGACCCCAAUGGGGACGAGCUGUCGGAGAGCUCCCUGAGUGUCUCGGAGCCGGGCGCUGCCAAGAAGCAUAAAGGAGGGAUUUUAAGGAAAGGUGCAAAGCUGUUCUUCCGCCGGCGACAUCAACAGAAAGACCCCGGCAUGAGCCAGUCGCACAACGACCUUGUGUUCCUGCAGCAGCCAGAGGGGGCCCGGAGGAAGGGGGUGACGCUCACCAGGAUCCUGAACAAGAAGUUGCUCUCCAGACACAGAAGUAAGAGCACCAUGAACGGGGCUCUGGGGGACCCCGUGGCCGGCAGCCUGCCUCACCAGGACGCGGGAAGACGCGGGCCCACCUAACCGCCCACCAGGACGGAGUGAGAGUGCCUGCAAGCUGUCAGACGGCCGCCUGGGCUAGCUGGGUUAAAGGGCCAUGAAAACCCGAGUCUCCGGCCAGGAGGUUUCCCCCCAGAGACAACUGUCCGAUUUGCCACCCGAUGCCAAAGGAGACCCGAACGCUCUGCCACAUGGGCUGUGCUCCGAUCCAAGAGCUGAAGUUAAAUGUGAGAUUUACGUUAUGAACUAAAGAACAUCCUAUAAUGGAUGGUGGUGGGGCAGAUGUGGGGGACUCAAUUUCACCCGCACUGCACUCGGACACAUAGUACCUUGGGUCCACUCCUGGACCGCGUCGCAAAGAGGAGGUGUCCCCCUGUGCUGUCACUGUGAAUGGAACGGAUGGGUCACGUGUCCUCACGGUCUGCUCAGCGUCACGGUACAGCUUGCCCUGAGUACAGAGAGGUGGGACAGAGGCAGGAUUUGGAGUCCAUAGAGAAAUUACGGUGGUAACAGAGACACUAUGACAAAGGUAGAAGGUAGUUGCCUUUGAUAUUAGCCAUAUAACUUGAAACCAUAUGCCAAACACUAAAUCUCUCCUGCACACAUUAUGCUGAGCUUUCCUGGAUGUUUACUUUGAGCCUGUUUGCAAGUGGGAGAUCUAUCAAUUCCUAUGUGGUUUUUACGUUUUCCUUUAUAGUGUCAAAAGUGCUCAUGAUCGUGGGGGGGGCGGCGGCUCUCAAGUGAGGCUAGGAGCAGUAAGUACCCAUCACCAUGGCGACACCACACACACGGUUUUCCUUUCGCCCCUGGCUGGUUUGCCAAACGCUGCCGAUGGCUGAAACAAAGAACUUCUAGGACGGAAGAGAAAACUAUUGUGUGUCUCGGGUAGGAGUCUUAGGGGUGGAAGUUUAAUAACAAAUGGGCCAAACGUCGCAUCAGUCCUCUCGGGAGCUCUCCAGAAUUCUGCCGUGAAUAGCGCUUGACACGUUUAGGGGUGUCCUUGUUUUGGUUUCCCGUGGGGGGGAAAAAAAAAACAGAUAAAUGUGGCCCACCAUGUGCGUAUCCCUGGGUACCCUUCGCGCCACAGUCCUCGUCUGUCCGCCUGUCCGUGUGUCUGCACCACUGGCCCGUCCACCCGAAGGUGCCACUGCCAGGGACGAGCUGGUUAGGGCUGUGGCUGUCCCUGUGAACUGUCUGGAUGGUUUAGCAAGACUCGCUUUCUUCUGAUGAGAUUUAAAAGGCUAUCAUGAAGCCUGGCCUCUAUCAUGGAUAGGAAAUUGGGGGCACUCCUUCUCACGAGCGCUUUUGUUGACCCCAAAACACGUCUUUCAGGGGGUAACGGAGCCACUGCCGAACAAAAACCUUCCCGAAAACCCAGAUUACGGAACUUUUUUCCCUUUUUAUUGAGGGAGAGAUUCUAAAACUACAUGAAGAAUUUUACUUUGAAAUACACACUCAGAAGUGCCCCGGGGUCCCAGGAAUUACCAGGUGACUGUAAGAUGCGUUUUUACAGGGGACUUUUGAUUUUCGUCACCUCGUGAAACAGCACCAGGCAUUCCAACGUGUCGUCAUACCAAGUUAGUCUCCGCAGGUUGGUAAUCACUGCUAGUCUUUUUGGAACCCAUCUGGUCACUUUGUCUUAGUGGAAGGAUUAUUGCCCACCCCCCCCCUCAACGCCCUGUGGUAGGCAGCACCUUGGGACAUUCAAGAAUUAAUUCUCAGAGGACAUUGUGUGUCAGAAUUUCAGGCACAGGUCAGAAGUCCUUAGCACAGUUUUUUGUUUGCUUCUGAAGUUCAGAUCAACUCAAUUUAUUCAAUGUGAUGGUAUCAGAGUUUUAUGUUGGCACUUUCUUGCUCUCAACAAAAAAUGUCUUAGCCAUUCCCAUUCCUGAUUGACCCCGUGAGCAUUUUGUUCACUGUUUAAUAUUUUUGCCAAGGGCUUGCUUUCUCAACUUCCUGGUGACUUGAAGCCUCUUCCAGGUCCCGGGCAAGCGACAGGUGGGCUUUCUGUCCCACGUGGGACGCAGGACCGUCAUGCGAGAGGUGGAGAGCAUUAAGGAGAUCCGUGUUUCCGUGUGUCUGUCGGGCACACAUCAAGAGCCCCAUACCUCUGAGUCAGAUCCAGGAGCACCCCCCUCAAGCUGCACACAUGUUUUCUUCCUCUGAGGGCCUUUUCUGAACUUACAGGACACCCGAGAGAGCACGGAAGGGUGCAUGAACAUAGCACCGUGAGAAAAUGGGCCGUGUUGAUACUGUGAAUGCUUCUUUAAUGGUGUAGGUAUUUAUGCGAAAGUAAAUGUUAUGAAGGGUACAUGUCAAUUAAGAUUAUACACCAAAUGCUAAACAUACCAAUCUGUAAAUCACCUUAUUCCCUUGCCUUUCCUUAUGCUUUAGGGGCACAAGAGUUUUUGUUUCUGUUUUGCGUUCGUGCUAUUUUUGCAAAGUGGUGUUUCGGAGUGAUUUCUCACGAACGCUAAUAGGAAUGUGUGUCUGCAUGUCUGGAACCAGGUGCGCACAUUGGUUGUCGUGAGCUGGGGCACUGCCCUGCAUUCACGGAUGCACCCGUGUUUGCAGAGGAAUGCAAGGGAGCUUGAAGUGUGUGUGUGUGUGUGUGUGUGUGUGAUUAAUGUGGCAAUAACAAAAGCACCGAUCUCAUCGUCCCGUUGGAAACCCGCUGUGAAGAAGAUGGUUUAGACAGUCCUUUCUUUAAAUCAACUCUCAAGUUUAAGUUUAAAGCCAGCCCUUGAUUCCUCCUGAGAGCUCGGUGGCCAGUUGCUGCCCACCAGUCACAAAUUAGGUGCCUGUCUCGGUGUCUGAUUGGUUUUACUGGCUGCCUCUACAGAAGAGAGUUGCAAGUUUUCUUCUUGAGCAGAAAGGCACACGUUAAUUUAUAUCGCUGCCAGCAGGUGUGGGGGUUUUCCUGGUAAGAGCCUCACAGUCCUGACACGUCAGAGCACAAGCUGGUGGCCCCUGGAAGUCAGAACGUUGAUGUCCACUGGGUGGAAAACAGGUCUUGUGCUGGUGUAGACCCCGAUGCCAGGCCCUCCCUCCCCUGCCCCACACCUGCUCAGGCCCGAUUACCAAAGCAUGUGGCACGGACACACCAGCGCUGCUACGUUCUGCAGAGCAAACUCAGGUCCCCUCCGGGCCCUUCUCUUCAGCAUUCCUGUUUUACGUGUGAGGAGGCAUCCGGAAUACAUCGACCUGCCCAGUUCACCCAGCUUCCAACGGCUCAGUCACGUACCAUUUACAAGUUAGCCUUGUAAGUACUCCCCCCCACCACCCACCCAAUAUCACAUCAAAGCUACAUUUUUUUAAAAAGAAAACGAAAGGUUUUGAAGGUAUGUGGCAAGGUCUGGCUUGAUGUUUAAGUGUGGUGAUGAAUUUGCUGGACGGUGAUUGUAUUCCUUGGUAGCACUUUAAACACAGGUCCCUGUCCUGCACCAAACUGUGGAAGAUGUGGCUGGAACAUGAAUAGUCUUUGAAAGAAAUAAAUGUGCACAUGGGACACGAAA
Messenger RNA from Callorhinus ursinus (northern fur seal), 5476 nucleotides. It is a transcript of the gene C2CD2, whose product is annotated as C2 calcium dependent domain containing 2. Lineage: Eukaryota; Metazoa; Chordata; Mammalia; Carnivora; Otariidae. The record is from RefSeq and is a predicted model, not a curated record.